This is a messenger RNA of Contarinia nasturtii (swede midge), 2149 nucleotides long. Its product is annotated as luciferin 4-monooxygenase-like. Lineage: Eukaryota; Metazoa; Arthropoda; Insecta; Diptera; Cecidomyiidae. Gene Ontology annotation, molecular function: long-chain fatty acid-CoA ligase activity. Gene Ontology annotation, biological process: fatty-acyl-CoA biosynthetic process; long-chain fatty acid metabolic process. The record is from RefSeq and is a predicted model, not a curated record. The coding region runs from base 18 to 1946 and encodes 642 amino acids. The transcript has 11 exons.
ACUCGUUAGUGAUAAAGAUGACAUUUUCAUCAAAAUUUUUUGGGCUGGCUUUGUCACUGAUCUUAUUGGUGGUGAGUAUAGCAGAGGGUAAUGGGCCUCGGCCAAUUAGAACUGGCCGUAGACGCGGCGAUAAUAAUGUUCCAGAAACAACAGGCAGUUUUGGGCGCAAUCAUGGCUAUAGCAAUGCAGAUAUUUCAUCACUUGCCGACGGUAUGAGCCGUAUUAAUAUCGGUACUUCAUCGGGAUCAUCGUCAAGCGAAUUGGGACAUGACGGAUAUGGAUAUAGUCAUGAUACAACUAACAUGGUCGGAAGAGUUGAAGAGCGACAAGCAAUUCCGAUUGGUACAACAUAUUCAACAUCAACAAUGCUAUGGAGUGGUCCUCAAAAUCCAUCAAAAUUCGGUACAAAAUCAGCAGGUCAUGUAAUUUUAUGUGCAUUAAAAACGCACGGAGAUCGAAUUGCUCAGAUAAACGACGACAACGGUGAACGAUUAACAUUCAUGGACAUCCGAAAAAAAGCAAUUCGUGCUGCACAAAAUCUUCAGUCGUUGGGAUUUGCCCAACAAAUUUUUGGUUUUAUAAGUAAAACUUCGGAAAAUAUUGCACCAAUUGUAUUUGCAGCAAUGGCAAUUGGUUCUCCAAUAAAUGGCGUUCAUGAGCCAUUUGAUAAGGAUCAUAUUAUUGAGACAUUUAAUAUGACCAAACCACCAGUAAUAUUUUGCGAUAUUCAAUACUAUAAAGUCUUAAUUAAAUGUGUGUCGGCGUUAAAAUACACUCCAGUAAUAUUUACGAUUGAUAAUGGCAAUAAUAAUCAUUCAGUGCAAAAUCUAUUUAAAAGAACUGGCAAUGAAAAAAACUUUAAGCCUGAAGAAAUAGAUGGCUCAACGCAUCCUUUGUUGAUCUGUAGAACAACUGGAUCAACUGGAACAUCUAAAGGUGUCACUCUGUCACAUGCCGCAAUACUUGAUGGAUUAAAUCCAUAUGAUAUAAUAAAAACGGACGAUGUACUUUUAUCUUUUAGUUUACCUAGUAUGCUGAGUUACUAUUUGAUUUUGUUAUCGUCAACAAUAAAUGGAGCAACUAGAAUUCAAACAUCUGAAUCAUGGACACCCGAAUUGCAAUUACGUUUGAUCGAAAAAUAUCGUGUAACAUUUUUACCGAUUGCAAUACAGCAAGUAAUUUUGAUGACAAAACUCGAACAUUUUGACCAAAGUGAUGUAUCCAGUCUGCAAAUUGUGUUAACUGGUGGUUCCAAAGUACCAUUUCAUCUUCAACAAAAAUUGAAUAAACAUCUUCCCAAUGGUAUGGUUCAUGUUGCAUAUGCAAUGAGUGAAAUGGGUGGAUUGGUGUCAUUUGACUAUCCAAUACCGUCUGGAUUGGAUACGGUGGGCCAACUUCUUAAUGGAAUGAAAGUAAAAAUAAUUGAUUUAAAUGGGAAUCAAUGUGGUCCGAAUACAUUUGGAGAGCUAUAUGUGAAAUCGAAUUACCCAUUUCUUGGCUACGAUGAUGAAGAAAUGAACCGAGUAGCACUCGAUCGAUAUGGCUUCUAUAUAACCGGUGAUGUUGGUUAUUUCGAUGAUAAUGGUAAUUUGUAUAUUGUUGGACGUAAAAAAGAAUGUUUCACAUAUGCAAAUCAAUUGAUAUCACCAACUAUAAUUGAUGAUAUUCUAACUUCGAUACCUGACGUGAAGGCAGCUUGUGCAGUUGGCAUUCCAAGUUCAAAAUACGGAAAUCUACCAGCUGCACUUAUUGUUCCCAACGACAACUGUCAGUUGACGGAAGAUGAUAUUAUUAAUGUGAUUUCUGGAAAACUUGGAGAUCAAUAUAAAUUAAGAGGCGGAGUCUAUUUUGUCCCUUCUAUACCUCAUUAUGGUAAUAAAGUCAUACGGUAUAAGGCACAAGAAAUUGCUACUCAACUAUUUAAAGAGCGGCGUGGAAGUUGGUGAAUGUAUGGAUUGAUAAUCGACGUAUUAAAACUAAAUUAUAACUUUAAUAAGUUAAAUAUUUUCGAAAAAAAUACCUUCAGAAAAUUUUCCUGUAAUUCAUUACUAGGUUGAAAUAUAUUUUUAUGAAAUUGGAAAAUAAAAUAAAUGGUCUUACGAACGUAAGACGAACUUUUCCGCACUGUUUAACCGCAGUACACCACAAA